Molecule: messenger RNA, 1167 nt
Organism: Lactuca sativa (garden lettuce)
Lineage: Eukaryota; Viridiplantae; Streptophyta; Magnoliopsida; Asterales; Asteraceae
Molecular function (GO): protein dimerization activity
Source: RefSeq, a predicted model, not a curated record
AUGACUAUAAUAGUUAGGUAUUUAAAGUUAUCAUAUAAUUUUGUUAUUGUCGAGGAGUCAUUUUUAGGUUUUUUGAAUGUUGAUGAUACCUCUGGAAAAGGACUAUUUGAUAUUACACUUGAGGAGUUAAAGUCUUUUGGUCUUGAAAUUGAUGAUAUGCGUGGUCAAGGCUAUGAUAAUGGAGCAAACAUGAAAGGAAUACACCAAGGAGUGCAAAAGAGAUUUUUAGAUAUAAAUCCUAGAGCAUUUUACACUCCUUGUGGUUGCCAUUCUCUUAAUCUAACAUUAUGUGAUAUGGCUAACAAGUGUGUUAAAGGAAAGAACUUUUUUGGAUUCAUCCAACGCAUUUAUACCAUCUUUGCAAAUUCUACUAAGAGGUGGGAAAUCCUAAAAGAUAAUGUAAAAGCUUGGAGUCUUAAGUCAUUGUGUCAAACUCGGUGGGAAAGCCGAGUUGAGAGUGUAAAGGCUAUUAAAAUGCAACUUGUUGACGUACGAGAAGCUUUACUUCAAGUUGGAGAAAAAGAUGAUGAUGCUGCAAUUGCAAGUGAAGCAACUUCACUAGCAGAAAAAGAACUUGGUGACUUUGAAUUUUUGGUAUCAACUGUUAUUUGGCAUGAAGUGCUAAACCAUGUGAAUAUUGUGAGUAAAAAGUUACAGUCAAAGGAUAUGCAUCUUGAUGAUGCUAUAAUAGAAAUAAACAAAUUGAUUGGGUACUCCAAGGAUUAUAGAGAAACUGGGACAGAAGAUAAAGAUCUUAAGUUGUCUUGUCAUCGUCUUGAAAAAGCACUCGAGUUUGAAGAAAGAUCGGAUAUUGAUGCUGAGGAACUUUAUACGGAGUUGAAAUUAUUUGAGACAUUGGAAACCAAUGAAUUUAGCAACCCUAUAGAUGUUUUGAAGUUUUUGAAAGAACUUGAUUAUUUCCCAAAUGCAAGCAUUGCAUAUAGAAUAUUGUUAAGUAUUCCAAUAACGGUGACAUAUGCAGAAAUGCGUUUUUCUAAGUUGAAGUUAUUGAAGUCUUACUUACACUCCAUAAUAUCCCAAGAAAGACUUAGUGGUUUGGCGAUGAUAUCUAUCGAGAACGAAAUCUUAGAGAGUAUAGACUACGAAGAGUUGUUCAACCAAUUUGCUAUCAAGAACGCUAGGAGAGCUUCACGGAUUGUCAGUUAA